Closterium sp. Naga37s-1 is the source of this 4383-nucleotide messenger RNA. The record is from the annotation of a GenBank genome assembly. NCBI's taxonomy places the organism in Eukaryota, Viridiplantae, Streptophyta, Zygnematophyceae, Desmidiales, Closteriaceae.
AUGUCAUCCUCUAUAUUCACAUCCAGUUCUAUCGCCAGCAGCAGCGCGCGGGGCAGCAGUAUGUGCGGCGGAAGCAGGGGCGUCCUCAGCCGCAGCGCCACCCGCCCAUACCGCCCGUCCACGGGAACAGGCAGUGGAGGAGGCGGAGCCGCGGGCGGCGGAGGAGGGGGAAGGAUUAGCGGCAUUGCGAGGGCGGUUAGUCUAGGGAAUGAUAUGGGGACAGUGGCUGUCCCCGUUAUUGGCAAACAGCAGUUUCAGCAUAAGUCUGGCGGGACAACCCCUGGUGGGAGCAAGGGCACGUCCCCCAUACACGGUGCAGACGGUCCCGUUAUGAGGACGGAGCCUUUCAGUAGAGCAGGCGCCGCUGCAUACCUGCAACGGUUCCAUUCCCCCCAGGUAGCCUCCCCUGCUCCAGCAGCAGGAGCAGCAGCAGCAGCAGGAGGAGUUGCAACAGCAGGUGCAGCAGGAGGGAUUGCGGACACCCCUCCUCGCACGCACGUCCGCCGUCGAUCCGCGGACUUGCGUUCGAACCUCUCCCUCUCGCACUCCUCUUCCGUCCCUGACGGUUCUACAGACGCCACAGCCCCUACCCUGGCUAGAGCCGGUGGCUCAGGGCCUAUCACGCCCCAUCUGCCCGCUUCUGCUUCCGUCCCCAGUGGAAGGGGAGGGGGAGCGAGAGGGGGAGGCGGAGGAGGAGAGGGAGGGUCUACGACGAGCAGUCCGGGCCGGGAUUGGUCGGAGCAGCUGUCUAUGACUGAUGCGCCUUUCCUGCCUGGUAGGUGCCACCUCACCUCUGCGUUGACCACCCUCCACCAAUCCCCUGCGUUGACCUCCCUCCAACCCUGCGUUGGCCUCCCUCGUGUUGACCUGCCUCCUGCUUCCGCCAUCGUUUACCUCAGCUCAUCGUGCUUCGACCUCACAGCGUGCCCCUCAUUGGCGUUGGAGUGGAACGACCUCUUUUUCGCCGUACAAGACGCCAUGGCUGCGUAUGACACGCUGCUGCUGGCGCCGCUGACCACUGGCGCGCUGCCACGUGGCAGCGAGGUGAAGGAGCUGCAGCAGAUGGCGGAUGAGCUGGCAGGCAUGGCCCGGGACAGGAUGAACGGCUCAGAUGAGGGCGACGCCCGCCGCUGCCCUCUGCUGCUAGUCCGCCUGUUUGCUCAUUGCAUCACUCCCAUUGCACUCCCAGGAUCCUCAUCGCAUCCCCCUUUCCGUCACCCCCCCCCCCCCCCUUCCUCCUUGUUCCGCCCUGCUCCCCUCUUUCAGGGCGACGCCCGCCGCUGCCCGCUGCUGCUGGUGCGCCUGUUUGCUCUGCGGGUGAAGCAGGAGACGCAACAGCUGUUGACCGCCGUUCGCGCAGCAGCAGAGGGGGCAGGAGAGGAGGAUCUCACGGUUCUGAGGGAUAGCCAGGAGUUGGGAGGCGUUCAGAGGAAGGUGGGCGGAGAAGCUGCGGGGGCAGCUGGGGAGGGUGUAUCUGCGUGUAGGGAUGGGCUGGGGGAGGCUGUAUCUGGUGCAGGGGGAGGUGGUGGGGGGAGGGAGGUGCCUCUGCUGGUGUGUCCUCAAAAUGACUGGGCUAGGCUGAGUGCUGAGUGUGACAGUAACAAAGGGGGCGCGUUGAAAGAGGUGAUUGUGUGGGACGAUGGGAUGGGGGAGCUACGGAAUCUGUUCAAGUCAGCAGCAGCUGCUACUGCUGCUGCUGCUGCCGCUGCUCCUAGUCCUGUUGGUGCCGCUGCUGGUGGGUUCAGUAGUGGGAAGGAUGAAGGGGGGGAUGAGAGUAGCAGGGAGGUAUCACCGAGAUCGCCUAGAGGGCCCUUGGCAAGGGAUGACGAGAGCAGGAAGAGCAGCAGCGGCGGCAGCACUGUUGGCAAACCUGCAGCAACCUCACGCGGAACUUUCAAUCAUGGGGCAUCUUCUUCCAUGGCUCAAGGCAGCAGUCGCCCCAACCAGCGCCUGUGCUCACAGAUCUUAUUAGAUCGCAUAUCAGAUCUGAUUUGGUACACCAAGUGGGUGGGUUGUAGCGACCCUGACGACCUCCCACUGGCCUGUAUCCCCUCUGUAGUGCCGGUGACCAUGCUUCUUAACGAGUUGGGCGCCCCUAGGUCUAAGGAAUCCGAUCUGCUCAUGUGUCACCGCUCUGAACUCCUCCGUCUCGUGCUCCCGGACUUUAGGGAGAAAGUGCAGCAGCGAUUGGUGGAGAGGGAGUUGGGUUGGAUGAGCGAGGGCAGUGGGGUAAGAGGAGGGGUGGUAGGAGGAGGAGGUGUAGGAGGAGGGAGAGCAGCAGCAGUGAACGUUAGGGUUUCCAAAGCCGCAGCUGCCGCUGCCGCCGCCGCUGCUACUGCUGCUGGUUCUAGUGGGGCAGGAACUCCCACUGGUCGAUCGAAUCUUCCCGGCACUCCCACCACCCCCUCCGCUGCUGCUAUAGCAGCCCAGCGGGAAGGGAAAAUAGGCGGGCAGAUCGGGAGCACCAUAUAUGAGAGCGGCCGAAGCGACGCCACAGGUUCGGACGGCAGCAGCUUCAGCUUCGGCAAGCUGUCCGGCCGAGCCUCCGACCGAGCCUCCGACCGAACCUCCUGCCCAACCCCGGGCCUGGCUCCCCCCACUGCCAACCCUUGGGCACGGAUGGGCGGGCCCUUCGGAACAGGAUCGGGCAUGGGCAUGGGGAUGGGGAUGGGCAUGGGGAUAAGUAUAGGUGUGAUGGGUGCAGGGCUGUCCCGGCAAAUCCCUUUGGAAGAGAUUUUAGCAGCUACAGACUCGUGGGAUCCGAGGAGAAAGCUUGGAGAGGGCGGGUUCGGGUGUGUCUAUAGAGGGGAUGCUGCUAACGGGGAGGUGUGGGCGGUGAAGCGCGCGAAUACGGUUUCAGACGAGCAGCUGGAGGAGUUUGAGAAAGAGGUGUCAUUCAUGAGUCGCAUGGCCCACCAGCAUCUCGUGCGACUCAUAGGCUUCUGGGCGGACUGUGACGAGCGAAUCCUCGUCUACGAGUUCAUGCACAGCGGCAUGCUCUCCUCUCGCCUCCACCGCAGCGCCUCCCACCUCGCCUCCUCCCACCCCGCUUCCGAAGCCCACGCCAAAGACAGCAAGCCGUUCUUCAAGCUCUACCCGUCAUCUGCCUCGACUAGCAAGGCCGCUUCUGCUGCUGCUGCGCGUGCGUUGGACCUCCCACCUCCUCUGACGUUUGAUGAAAGAGUGAGCAUCGCUGUAGGAGCCGCAGAGGGGCUGCGAUACCUGCACGAUUUCGCUGCCGAUUCUGUGAUCCACCGCGAUAUCAAAUCGGAUAAUAUCUUAUUAACAGAUAAGCUCCAGGCGAAGAUUGCGGAUUUCGGGCUGCUGAAAUCGGCUGAUCUGGGAGGGCCAGGAGGGGGCGGUGCGGGGGUAAGCCACACCCGACUCAUGGGCACCCCGGGGUAUUGCGACUCAAAAACCUACAUCGCGUCGGCAGAAAGUGAUGUUUAUAGUUUCGGCGUGGUUCUUUUGGAGCUGAUUACAGGGCAGCGGGCGAUUUUAUCUGAGAAUAGAAAGAAGGGCAUAGCAGGCAGCAUGGCGGCUUUGCUGUGGCUGAGACCGGGCGUGGGGGGGAAGACGCAGCAGCAGAAGGAGAUGGAGAUGCUGGGCUUUAAGAAGAACAAGAAGUCGAGUAUGCGGGCCAUCACGACGCUCGUCAGCUGGGCCAUUCCGCUGAUAGCAGCAGGCAAGCUCAAGUCAGUGGUCGAUCCAGCCCUCGAAAACAACUACCCCCCGGGAGCAAUGAAAGCGCUCGCCAGCGUGGCAGCCAUGUGCGUCCAAAAGAGUGCCGCCCAGCGACCGUCCAUGGCUGAGGUGGCAACUCGCCUCUCCGCCAUCCAGCACAAGGUGCAAGAUUUGCAUAUUCAGGGAGAAGAGCCCAAGUAUAACUUCCAGCCCACGCUUGCCGGCCCCUUACCUACUUCUGCCUCUACUGGUGGUGGUGCUGCGGCUGGUGGUGCUGCUGCUGGUGCUGUUGUUGCUGGCCGGUGGGGGAGUGGGGGCGGGGGAGGGAGUGGGGGAGGAGGUGGAGGAGGAGGAGGGGGAGGAGGGUCUGGGUCAGGCAGUAGCAGGAGUUUCAGUAGGACCGUUUCGGCUCCUGCCCAGCGGGUUGACCAGGCAGGGGGUGGUGGGAGUGGAAAGGAGAAGAAGAAGCAUCGGUACCAAGAGGUGGGCAGACCAGCAGGGAGCAAGGAGGGGACGGGAGAGAGUGGGAAGGAGGGUGCUGUUGGAAGGGAUGGGAAAGGCAAGGGGCUGUCGCGGCGGGAAUCGUCUAAAAGCGCGAGUAAAUCCAGUCUGCCUCUGCUUUCUGCUGGUGAUGCUGUAGAGUUUAGCUCGCAACAUGUUACAAACAGAUACAUGGCUGGGGGUGCGGGGGGGUUUUAA